Molecule: messenger RNA, 363 nt
Organism: Chenopodium quinoa (quinoa)
Lineage: Eukaryota; Viridiplantae; Streptophyta; Magnoliopsida; Caryophyllales; Amaranthaceae
Product: probable mediator of RNA polymerase II transcription subunit 37e
Exons: 1
Coding region: 1-363 (120 amino acids)
Molecular function (GO): ATP-dependent protein folding chaperone; ATP binding
Source: RefSeq, a predicted model, not a curated record
AUGGUGAAAGAUGCUGAAAAGUUUAAGGUUGCGGAUAAGCAGUAUCAAGAGAAGGUAAAAGCUAUGAAUUCCUUAGAAACAUAUACUCAAAACAUGGCAACCAUGCUGGAAUGUCAUGGAGCAAAAGUUGGGCUCAGAGAGAGGCGGAAGAUGGGGGUUGCUAUUAAUCUGACAAUUCAAUGGCUAGACCAGAAUUUGGUUCUUGCAGAAGGUUGCAAGUUUGAGGAAAAAAUGAUAGAACUCGAGGGCGUUUGUGGACCAAUUAUCAAAAAGAUGCUUGAGACACAGAAUUCAUCAACGAGUAGUAAUGGCGCAAGUGGCAGCAGAGCAAAAAUUGAGAUCAUCAAACUUGAGUUGGAUUAA